Molecule: messenger RNA, 2178 nt
Organism: Stylophora pistillata
Lineage: Eukaryota; Metazoa; Cnidaria; Anthozoa; Scleractinia; Pocilloporidae
Product: 15-hydroxyprostaglandin dehydrogenase [NAD(+)]
Cellular component (GO): cytoplasm
Molecular function (GO): oxidoreductase activity, acting on the CH-OH group of donors, NAD or NADP as acceptor
Source: RefSeq, a predicted model, not a curated record
CCAAUAUGGCGAACUUAACCUGACAACAAUCAGACGAGCACUGACAAAUAUACAACUCUUCGGAGCAGAUGUUGUGAAGUUGCACUCAACAGUGAGACAGUAUGAAGAUCCAAGGGUGUGUAGCAAUAGUCACAGGAGGGGUACAGGGAAUCGGAGAGAAAAUUUGCAGAGCUCUGCUGGAGAAAGGAUGCAAGGUUGCAGUAUUGGAUUUAAAUCAUGCUAAAGGCUUUCAAUUCCAAGAGAGAUUAGAAAGACAGUAUGGGUCAGGAAAAGUGAUCUUCAUCAGAUGUGAUGUUACAUCAAAAUCUCAAAUGAAAGACUCCUUUGAGAAGACAAAAGAGAUGUUUGGUCAGAUCAAUAUUGUUUGUAAUAAUGCUGGUAUAACAUCAAAAAAUGAAGAGGUAGAUGAAGAAUGGGACAAAGAAGUUGAUGUGAACUUGAAGGGUGUAAUUCAUGGAACUUUUCUUGGUGUUUAUCACAUGAGUGUUUCACGCGGAGGAACGGGUGGCAUUAUCAUCAAUGUGGCUUCAAUGGCAGGCAUUUUCCCUCUAGGACAGUCAAUGGCUGUGUAUUGUGCAACAAAAUUUGGAGUAGUUGGGUUUUCACAAAGUCUAGGGGGACUUCAUAAGACAGAAGGAGUGAGAGUAAAUUGUAUUUGUCCAAGCUACACAGAAACAGAUUUGUUUUGGUCUUCUUAUGAUGAAAAGCGAGCCAAAGAGCUUCCAGAAUUGCAUCAAACCCUUUCUAAAUAUGGACUGAUCAGGCCAGAAGUUAUUGCCACUGGAGUUAUUCAACUGAUUGAGAAGGACAGCACUAAUGCAGCAGUGAUGAUGGUGACAAAAAAGAGAGGAAUUGAAAUCAUGAGGCCAAGGGGAUCAAGAAUAUCAAAAUUAUGAAUUGUAAAUUUCUGUGGACUUGAUUUAGUUCUAAGUGAGACAAAAACAAACAAUUAGCUUAGUCAUCAGAGAAUUAAGAUACCAAUGAGAGAGUGCAAAGUACAAGUCCAUUUUUUAUUUUUUUCCGUAGCUUUAUAUCAACUUGUGUUAAAGAUAUUGUUUUAUGUCUUGCCACAUAAUAGGUGAUCAAGCAAUCAGUCAAUUUUAAUCAUUUACUCUUGUGGUUAGUUGUUAAGUCUGUCAUUUAGUCAAUCGAGAUAAGUACAGAAGCAUGUUGCGGUCUGAUUUAUCUGACAGUUAGUUGAUUAAUCAUAACCAUUACAACUUCCUCAAAGGUGAUGGGAGCAUUAGCUGCUUUAUUUUUCACUAAAUGUUCUCUAAAGUUGUUAACAGACAGUGUAAUCAGACAGUUGGCUGUGAUGGGACACCUGUAAUUGGACAUUUAAAACAGCCAAUCAUGCAUAAAGUCCACUUGGCAAAAUCCACCAAUCACAGAACUUAUUUCAGUAACAAAACACAAACUGGAUGAAUUUUUUACUGGAGAUAUUUUCUCAAAUAGAUGUAGCUUUUCUUUUUUUUACAGAAAUUUUAGUGGUUAUGAUUAUUUGCUAACAGGACGAUAUGUGUCAUCCAAUUCAGUCUGUAAUUAUACUGACAAAUCAGACUCCUACUUCAUGGUCAUCCAAUUUUGCUAAUCACUCAUAUGAGUACAAACCAAAUUGAAGUGCACUAGGUCCUAUUACCACUAGUAAUCAAUCAAGUAGAAAAUCAAUCAAUCUGUUAAUCAAUCAAUUCAUCAUAAAAUCAAUGAAUCAAGCAUUAAGACAAUCAAUCAAUGAAUCAUACAAUCAGUCAAUCAAGCAUUAAGACAAUCAAUGAGUCAUACAAUCAGUCAAUCAAGCAAUCAACCAAUCAGGCAAUUAAUAAUUAAUCAAUCAGUCAAUCAGCCAAUCAAUUAGUCAAUUAUUCAAUAAAUCAAGCUGUCAAUCAUUCUAUCGGUCAAUGAAUCACAUUAUUUGCCACUUACCGUCAGCUUGCAAAGCUAAUUUCUGGGAAGCAAGCAUAGCAAGCAAGCAAGCAGCAUCAUAAUCAGGAUUUGACAAAAAUAUAGGGGAUGCAAAUUCAUCAGUUUUUACCAGAAUGCAUUGCAGCCUUUAACCAGAGUACAGUGCACCACGAUUGUUGUGUAUUGCGUUACAUAGCGUUACAACUGUAAAGACAUUUCCUCGAGGUACUAAUUGCGUUGUAAAUCUACUUUCCUAAGUAAAGGCAAAUAAACUAA